This is a messenger RNA of Gilbertella persicaria, 567 nucleotides long. RefSeq names its product AP complex, mu/sigma subunit. Gene Ontology annotation, cellular component: intracellular membrane-bounded organelle; AP-2 adaptor complex. Lineage: Eukaryota; Fungi; Mucoromycota; Mucoromycetes; Mucorales; Choanephoraceae. Gene Ontology annotation, molecular function: clathrin-cargo adaptor activity. The transcript is spliced from 4 exons. The coding region runs from base 35 to 466 and encodes 143 amino acids. The record is from RefSeq and is a predicted model, not a curated record. Gene Ontology annotation, biological process: protein transport; clathrin-dependent endocytosis.
GUUUUUUUUAUCUCCCUUUUCACUUUCUAUACAGAUGCUUCGUUUUAUUUUAGUUCAGAACCGCCAAGGCAAGACGAGAUUAGCAAAAUGGUAUGUGCCUUAUGAAGAUGAAGAGAAAGUCAAGCUUAAGGGAGAAGUGCACCGUUUGGUUGCACCUCGAGACCAAAAACACCAAAGUAAUUUUGUGGAGUACCGUAAUUACAAAAUUGUGUAUCGUCGAUACGCUGGUCUGUUCUUUUGCGUCUGUGUAGAUGCGAACGAUAAUGAACUGUCUUAUUUGGAAGCCAUUCAUUUCUUUGUCGAAGUAUUAGAUGCAUUUUUUGGUAAUGUGUGUGAAUUAGACUUGGUUUUCAAUUUCUACAAGGUCUAUGCUAUUCUGGAUGAAGUCUUUUUGGCAGGAGAAAUUGAAGAAACAAGCAAAAAUGUUGUUUUAACGCGGUUGGACCAUUUGGACAAAUUAGAAUAAAGUUUAGUAUACCCUCCACUAUCUUUUGAGUUUCAAAGGCAUGUUCCAAAUGCCAUUUCUCACUUUCCAGGGUUUUUUGUGCCACCAUAAAAAUCUGUUCU